AUGGAUUCCACGGCGAAGCAUGCUGUUGUGGUGAAAGUUAUGGGUCGGACUGGAUCCAGAGGACAGGUGACUCAGGUUAGAGUCAGGUUUCUGGACGAUACGAAUCGUCUUAUCAUGAGGAAUGUCAAGGGACCAGUGAGGGAGGGGGAUACCCUGACCUUGCUCGAGUCUGAAAGGGAAGCCAGGAGGUUGCGUUGA
This is a messenger RNA of Fragaria vesca subsp. vesca, 198 nucleotides long. RefSeq names its product 40S ribosomal protein S28-like. Gene Ontology annotation, molecular function: structural constituent of ribosome. Lineage: Eukaryota; Viridiplantae; Streptophyta; Magnoliopsida; Rosales; Rosaceae. Bases 1 to 198 code for a protein of 65 amino acids. Gene Ontology annotation, biological process: maturation of SSU-rRNA; translation; ribosomal small subunit assembly. Gene Ontology annotation, cellular component: ribosome; cytosolic small ribosomal subunit. The record is from RefSeq and is a predicted model, not a curated record. The transcript has a single exon.